AUGAACAGAAAUCAGGCCGCAUUGUUCACCGUGACGGCGGUGGCUGCGACGGUGGUUGCGGUGAGGUGGUGGCUGCGGAGGAAGGAGAGGCGGCUGAAGCAGUCGGAGAGGAUCCUUCGGAAGUUUGCGCGGGAAUGCGCCACGCCGGCGGCGAAGCUGUGGGAUGUUGCCGACGCAUUGGUCGCCGACAUGAACGCAUCUCUUUCCGGCGACAAAUCCCCUGCCAGUUCCCUCGACAUGAUCGUCUCCUUCGCCGCUCCCUUGCCCUCAGGGGAGGAGAAGGGACUGUACUAUGGAAUUAAUCUACGAGGCAAAGAUUUCAUGAUGUUACGCGCGAGGUUACGAGGAAAGGACGAACCCAUCUCCGAUGUCCAGAAACAGGAGAUCUCGAUCCCAGAUGAUGUUUUACACAGUUCAUCUUCCGAGGAGCUCUGCGACUUCAUUUCCAUGGAGUUAGUGAAAUUUGUCGGGAUGAAUCCCCCAGACGAUGAUGAAGAUGAAGACGAAGAAGAAAAGAAACUAGGGUUUACGUUAUCGCAUUCAGUUGAGCAAGAGGAUUCAGCUUCAUGCUCAGUCAUACAGAGGAAGAGCUUAGCGUUUGACCAGGUUGAGAAGGAGUUCGUGAAAGAAAUGAACGAAGCGUUGAAGAAACGAGGUCUAAAAAUGCAGAUCCACGCGUUGGCGGAUAAUGUGGUCGGAGACUUGGCCGGAGGAAGAUAUUACAGCAGUGACACUGUCGCCGCCAUCACAUUAGGGAUGGGAACAAAUGCCGCUUAUGUUCAGCAAGCUCGGGAGAUCACGAGAUGGAACUGUUCGGUACCAGAGUCUGGCGAGAUCGUUAUCAGUACAGAGUGGGGGGAUUUCAGUUCAACCCAUCUUCCUCUUACCGAAUUCGACGCCUCUCUCGACGCUGAAAGCUUGAAUCCGGGACGCAGAAGGUUCGAGAAGAUGGUGUCCGGAGGAUAUUUAGGGGAAGUGGUGAGAAGAGUGCUUCUAAGAAUGGCUGAGGAAUCUGCUCUUUUCGGAGAAUUAGUACCUUCUAAACUCAGAGUUCCUUACGUUUUAAGGUCGCCCGAUAUGGCCGCCAUGCAUCAGGAUACAUCAGAGGAUCGAGACACCGUGAACGAAAAGCUAAAGGACGUUUUCGGGAUCGAUGAUUCAACUCGUGAGGCGAGAGAAGUGGUGAUCGAAGUGUGUGAUGUAGUAGCCGAACGAGCAGCCCGACUGGCAGGAGCAGGACUGGUCGGGAUAAUCAAGAAGGCGGGAAGACUCGAGACGAUGAUGAGCACGGUCACCGUGGAAGGAGGAUUGUACGGCCAUUACAGAGUGUUCAGGAACUACCUUCACAGCGGCGUCUGGGAAAUGCUCGGUCGAGAGUUGUCGGAUCACGUCGUGGUCGAGCAUUCUCACGGCGGAUCCGGAGCCGGAGCUAUUUUCUUCGCCGCUUGUGGCGGCGGCGGCGGACAAGAUUCUGAAUCUUGAUUUUUUGUUUUUGUGUCUGAACCUUUUCAGCGAAACAAAUGUCGUGGAAUAUCCAAAAUUCGAA
Molecule: messenger RNA, 1546 nt
Organism: Tarenaya hassleriana
Lineage: Eukaryota; Viridiplantae; Streptophyta; Magnoliopsida; Brassicales; Cleomaceae
Product: probable hexokinase-like 2 protein
Exons: 8
Coding region: 1-1482 (493 amino acids)
Biological process (GO): glycolytic process; intracellular glucose homeostasis; glucose 6-phosphate metabolic process
Cellular component (GO): cytosol; mitochondrion
Molecular function (GO): glucokinase activity; mannokinase activity; fructokinase activity
Source: RefSeq, a predicted model, not a curated record